AUGUCGAGCAGGUAUCACAAAGCAGCAGCCGACGGCAAUCUGGACCUCUUGAAAGAAGCCACUAGGAAAGACCUCAAUACUUCAGAUGAAGAUGGGAUGACACCUACUCUUCUGGCAGCAUACCAUGGGUAUCUAGAAGCUCUGGAAGUCAUAUGCCGGCGGGGAGGUGAUCCGGACAAGUGUGACAUCUGGGGGAACACUCCUCUGCACCACGCUGCUGGCAAUGGUCACAUCCACUGUGUUUCUUUUCUGAUCAGCUUCGGUGCCAAUAUCUUUGCUCUGGACAACGACCUCCGCACGCCCCUGGAGGUGGCCGCCAGCAGAGACCGCAAUGAAUGUGUCAGUAUCCUGGACAAAGCUGCCACCGAGCAGAACAUGCUGAACCCAAAGAAGGUCUCCAAACUCAAAGCUCAGGCCCAGAGGAAUGUGGAGAAACAAAUCAAGGAAUGUGAGAAGCGCCAAGAGAAACACCAGUAUGAAAUGAACCGGAAUUAUAUGAAAGAAAAAGUUGGCACAGUAAACUCUUCUGGAGGGACGCACUCCAGAGUAAAGUUGCCUAGUCUCUUUGCUUCAAAUACAGUAAGUUCUUUCUCCAAAAAUCUGAAAGAUACCUUCAAAUUGAAAGCAAAAAAGACAGCUGACAGCACAAGAAGCCAGGAAACACAAAGCAAUGAUGAAGAGCAUGGUAUGGGUAGGAGAACUGUGAUGCAUUUGUUCGAUGAGAAAGAGGAGGAUGAAUUACUGAAUGACCUUGGAGAGAAAAACUUCUCUGAUAAUGACAGUCAGCUCUCCAUUUUCCAGCGGCCAGGUCUCGGCAAGAUUGUAUUUGGAAGAAAUUUGGCUGCAAAUGUAGAUCCUGGAACUGUGUCUUCUGAUAAAGAAGGUAUAAGCUUUAAAAUGUCCAGUGAGCUCUUUCACUAUGAAAAUGCUGAGAACGGCAAGGAAGAUGAUGCUGAAAAUGGUCCCGAUAUCCCUUGGCAUGAGGAAGAAGUCAUUUGGGAUGACGGGGAAGCAGACAACACGCCCCUUGAGGUAUUUCUGGCAUCACAGAUGCUGGAUGAGUUUCUUCCAGUCUUCAUGAGGGAAAAAAUUGAUUUAGAUGCCUUGAUGCUAUGUUCUGAUCAAGAUCUACAGAGCAUUCAGAUGGAGCUUGGGCCAAGAAAGAAAGUCCUGAAUGCUGUGAACAAAAGAAAAGAGGCGUUCAAGAACCCUGGAAAGGCUGUAGAUACUCGCUUAUAA
Messenger RNA from Tauraco erythrolophus (red-crested turaco), 1239 nucleotides. It is a transcript of the gene ANKS4B, whose product is annotated as ankyrin repeat and sterile alpha motif domain containing 4B. Gene Ontology annotation, molecular function: protein binding. Gene Ontology annotation, biological process: brush border assembly. Lineage: Eukaryota; Metazoa; Chordata; Aves; Musophagiformes; Musophagidae. The record is from RefSeq and is a predicted model, not a curated record.